This is a messenger RNA of Monomorium pharaonis (pharaoh ant), 3144 nucleotides long. Its product is annotated as BTB/POZ domain-containing protein 10. Gene Ontology annotation, molecular function: protein binding. The coding region runs from base 287 to 1615 and encodes 442 amino acids. Gene Ontology annotation, biological process: positive regulation of phosphorylation. Lineage: Eukaryota; Metazoa; Arthropoda; Insecta; Hymenoptera; Formicidae. The transcript is spliced from 7 exons. The record is from RefSeq and is a predicted model, not a curated record. Gene Ontology annotation, cellular component: cytoplasm.
CCGAACGCACUCUCUGUAGUGCGUAUGCGCGAGAAAGUAGUUCGUCUAACUAUAUCUGUUAUUGGAUCCCAGUAUAUUUUGUAAUUAUUAAAGGAGUGGUGGAUGGAAUGUGGAUAUUGUGGAUGUGAAUGUAGUUAUAUUUAUUACAUUUGUCAAUUAGAGAGACGUUGUCAUCGGGUUAACCCGUGUUCCUGCUGAUUCAUACGAUCUGGAGAUCUGCGAGUCCACGAGGAGACUUUUCAAACGGUUCAGUUGGUUUGUCUCGAUCUUAAAUUCGUGGUUCGACAUGUCAAAUCCAUCAGAGCGUAUUAAUUACAUGCAAGACAGCAGCAGUGACACAGAGACUGAUUACAAAGAGACAGAUGCAAGAGGGAGACACUUAUAUAAGAACAGACUGAGUUGUGGUGGCUCAUCGAAGCCGAAAUCUUGUCUGGUACAGAGGGACAGCAGUGGCGAUCGACAUUUUUUCAUUUCCGGAAAUUACCGGAGAAAUUCGCAUGGCACGAAACCCGUUAACAGAAUUCGAUCGAAUGUCAAUAUGACCAAACAAAAUCAGAAUCAAAACCAAAACAAUAGCAGAGAUAACGCAAUAUCGGGAGGAUCGGCAACAGCAUCUACUACCGGGAUUAGCAAUCAACCAACUAGUGAUGAAAGAAUCACUCUCAUCGUUGAUAAUACCAGAUUUAUCGUUGAUCCAGCUUUGUUUACAGCGCAUCCUAACACAAUGUUAGGUCGUAUGUUCAGUUCGGGCGUGGAAUAUGCUCAGCCUAAUGAACGCGGUGAAUACGAAGUCGCCGACGGAAUUUCUGCUAUGGUUUUCCGCGCCAUCUUGGAAUAUUAUAAGGGUGGAGUAAUUCGAUGUCCUCCGACUGUAAGUGUUCAGGAAUUACGAGAAGCUUGCGACUACUUGCUAGUACCUUUUGAUGCUAGCACAGUAAAAUGCCAAAAUCUUAGAGGAUUGCUACACGAAUUGUCGAAUGAAGGUGCACGCUGCCAAUUUGAAGUAUUUUUGGAGGAUCUAAUCUUGCCAUUGAUGGUGAACAGCGCGCGACGUGGUGAUCGCGAGUGCCACAUUGUUGUACUGCUAGAGGACGAUGUUGUCGAUUGGGAUGAGGAAUAUCCUCCUCAAAUGGGAGAAGAAUAUUCUCAAACUGUUAAUAGUACGGCAAUGUAUCGCUUUUUCAAGUAUAUUGAGAACCGGGACGUGGCCAAGCAAGUAAUGAAGGAGCGUGGUCUUAAGAAAAUUCGUCUAGGUAUCGAGGGAUACCCAACUUACAAAGAAAAAGUGAAGAAACGCGCUGGUGGCCGUGCCGAGGUCAUCUACAAUUACGUUCAGCGACCUUUUAUCCACAUGUCUUGGGAAAAAGAGGAAGCAAAGAGUCGUCACGUUGAUUUCCAGUGCGUUAAGUCCAAGUCGGUGACGAAUCUUGCUGAAGCCACAGCUGAUCCCGUUCUAGAUGCCGCUGGAAAUCCUAUGCUUCUUCAAGCCGCUGAGGGAGCAGUCUCUCAGCCGGAAGUGGUCGGGCUUCCUAUGGGUUCGGAUGCCGAUGUGGAUGGGCCAAUGGGAUCUGGCGAUCAAGACUUGGGUCCGCUACCGUCUGACGAGCUACCAUAAAAGACAGAAAUAAAUUAGGAUUUUUUAAAUUUUUGAAAAAGAUCUUGGAAACAAAUUUUGUUUUGAAAACAAAAAAAAGAAAUAUUUAUAAAAUCCUUAAAAAAGAUCUUAAAAAAAAUUUGUUGUUUCCAUUUUGACAAAUUGAAUUCUGAAAAUUGGAGUGAGGAGACUGGAUUUUUAAAAGACUGAGGUGCAUUUGACUUGGAUCAUUACAACUGACUCUGAAGGUUUCAGAAAUAUGUUGGAUCUUAAAAAUGGAGGAUGUUAUACACUAAGGCUGGGUUCGGGAAGACGCUAUUAGCGCUAAAAGUAUCAUUCUAUCCUUGUUGCUCAGUGAAUGUCGAAGAAAGAUAGAGCACGCUCACAGCGCCAAAAGCGUGCUCUCCGAAUCCAACCUAAGAAUUAUCUGAGAUACAUACCUGAAAAUUUUGCAGCUCAAAAAAAGGAGCGAAUCGAUUAUUUACAAGGUAAUUUCUGUUUUUUCGAUGUCGUGGAAUUUAUACAAUCUUAUAAAAAAAUUUAUAUUGAAAAAUUUACGAAAAGAAAUAAUUUUGAUUGUAUUACUUUGUGAACAAGAAUUUAUUUGUUAUUAUUUUACUAUUAAUUGCUUUUUUUUAAGGUUUAUAUUAUUACAUGGUUUAUGCGAUUAUGCUUAAGAACCAGGAUUUAUCGAAAAACUUAUCAAGAUAUCAUGCACUCCAGUCUUUAUGAUUCAACGUUUUGCGUUUUUUUGCGGUGCUUUUUUGUGUUCUGAAUCUAUACAAUUCUAUUUAAAAAAAAAACGAAGAAACAUUUUUAAUUAAUGAUAAUACGAAUAUUUUUUUUUGGUCCUUCAAGGUAUGUAUGAUCUUGUUUAAGAAAAAAGACUUAUAUUAAGAUUAAAUGUGAAUUUCUUUGUCUAACAUCUCUUGUCGUCGAGUUUUUCGCAAACUGCAAUUUUGUGUAUAUAAGCGUUUAUAUUAUAUAUAUUAUGUAUAAAUUUACUUGUAUUAUGUAUAUAAUUGCGAAUACGAUCGAUGUAUUAUUAUCGCAUCUUCUACUACCAUCGGUCUUUCCCAUUUUAUACUAUUAUAAUAAAUACAGUUUAAUACGCGAUUUCUUUUUUGAAUAAAUUUUUGCCCUUUUUAUACCUUAAAACGCUUGUUUUCCUUUUAUUACAAAUUUUUUUAAGGGCUUAUUAAAGCGUUUUUUAAUACACCGAAAAUUUAUCAGGAAUGUAUAGACAACUUUGAAAAAAAUUAUAACCAAGGAAAAUUGGCGUACAUUUACAUGAAUAUUUUAAUUAUUUAUUUCAAAAUAUUUAAUCUAUCUUGAGGAUCAUAAGACCUCUUUCAAACGCAAAAUUUAUAUUGUCUGUUUUUUACAAUUUUAUAUUUAAUUUUAACUCUGACAGUAUUUACGUUUUCAAGAGAAAAUUUUUUGAGAACAUAUAUAAAAAAAGCUAUAAAAAUAUUGUGCAUACAUAUGUACAGAAACACAUUGUAAAUAGAGGUUUUAACUCUUUACACGAAUAAAGCAUAUAUCUAUUA